UCGUUCAAACUCCUGGGAAUCUUGGAUGUUCAGAACACUCCCUGUGCUCGAGAGUCUGUGCUGUACGGAUCAGCCGGGGCCAUUGCAGUUGGACUGAGUCAUUUCCUGGUGACAAGCAGAGUGAAGCGAUCCUUUGACUUUGGCAUCGGAGGAUUUCUACUUACAACUAUGGGGACAUGGACAUAUUGCAGAUAUCAGAAUGCAAAACUAAGAAUACAGCAGCGAAUGGUUCAGGAAGGCAUGAGAAACAAGGUCAUGUUUGAAGGGACCAAAAUGGAUCCAAACAGAAAACUGGAAAGUAGCAGCAGAAACGACCAAGAAGACAACUCAUAGAAGAAUCUGGUUAACAGCCAGAAAAAUGUAUGUCCGAGGGCUGAGUUACAAAUAUUGGUUGAAAUACUAAACCAAUAGCUGGGAAUGUCUAGUUUUCUCUGUGAAUGCCCUGUAUAAAAUAGAAAUUGGGAAUUGCAGAUAUAUUCUUUAAUAGGUUAUCUAUUAUAAAUAUUAAUGGUGUUUUGGUUGAGGAAAGACACUGAUUUGUUGUUGCCCAAGAAAAGACAACAAAUUACUUAUAAAAAAUCUAAAAUAAUUAAGAUGAAGUGCUGAGACAACUAUUUUGUGCCAGGAGUAAAACGAUGCAGCUAUUUUCUUUGAGGUCUUUGAGAUUAGAUAAAGACAGAUGGCAUCAUGGUUUUAAGGCAACAGAUGAAUAGUAAUGCACUGUUGAUGUUUUGAUCCGUGGAGCUGGUUGGACAAGGAUCAUACUGUGAGGUUUUAAAGAAUACAUUGCAGAACAUAAGUUAUGGAAAUUAUUUUAAAUUAUACACUAUUAUAUAAAAGCAAACUCCGUUGAGCUCGAUACACAAUGACUGGAUCUCUCAUACUUUGUUUUCUUCUAGGGAAUAAUUUUGAGUGCAGGGCCUUGGGCCGUCCUCCAGACAUGAAAGGCGCUAUACAAAUGUAACUUGUUAUUGUUGUUGUUAAGCCAUUUUGUCAGUUUUGCUCCAAGUGUAGGAUAAGUAGGGUAAAGCUCAAAUGAAAUUAGCCCUAUGUUAGUUAAACCAAAAUUGGAAAAAAAGGAAGGCUCCUAUCCACAGUUAUACUGUAUUGUGUCAUGAUGUUAAUAAAAAUAUACCUUGAAAUUAA
Callorhinchus milii (elephant shark) is the source of this 1146-nucleotide messenger RNA. Its product is annotated as cytochrome c oxidase assembly protein COX20, mitochondrial. Lineage: Eukaryota; Metazoa; Chordata; Chondrichthyes; Chimaeriformes; Callorhinchidae. The record is from RefSeq and is a predicted model, not a curated record. Gene Ontology annotation, biological process: mitochondrial respiratory chain complex IV assembly. Gene Ontology annotation, cellular component: mitochondrial inner membrane; mitochondrion.